This is a messenger RNA of Electrophorus electricus (electric eel), 4363 nucleotides long. RefSeq names its product B-cell translocation gene 1, anti-proliferative (gene btg1). Gene Ontology annotation, cellular component: nucleus; cytoplasm. Gene Ontology annotation, biological process: negative regulation of cell population proliferation. Lineage: Eukaryota; Metazoa; Chordata; Actinopteri; Gymnotiformes; Gymnotidae. The record is from RefSeq and is a predicted model, not a curated record.
CCACUUUGCUGGAGGAACGUCCGUGAGAAGAGCGGUCACGUCGCGGCAGGACGUCCCCACGAAAUUAGGAAAACAAAACAACAACAACAAAGCAAAAAAAAACAACCCCCAAACAAACCAAAAAACACCCGGAUCCCCUGCACCGUACCGUCCUGGAACACAAGCUCUUAAAACCUUUCCCUCCUUCACAAAUAAAUGCCCAGCAUAGAUCACAGAGAAGCGAGACACGCGAAAAACAAGGACCACUAUCCAAACGGAGAGAUAAGACCAUCGGCCAUAAAGCCUCGACGUAAGCGCACGAAGCUGCGUUGUCGUUGCCUUCUCAAUGCAUACGCUUUGUGCUCGGGGGACGAUGAAGCCUGAGAUAAGCGCCGCCGUCGGAUUCCUCUCGAGAUUCCUGCGGGUAAAAGGACAUGUGAACGACCGACAGCUACAGACCUUUAGCCAGACCCUACAGGAUAUGCUGGCAGAGCAGUACAAGCACCACUGGUUCCCCGACCGUCCCUGCAAGGGUUCAGGCUACCGCUGCAUCCGCAUCAACCACAAGAUGGACCCGCUGGUGGGCCAGGCCGGCCAGCGCAUCGGCCUGAGCAUCCAGCAGCUCUACCUGCUGCUGCCCAGCGAGCUAACGCUCUGGGUCGACCCCUUCGAGGUUUCCUAUCGCAUCGGGGAGGACGGCUCCAUCUGCGUGCUGUACGAGUCGCAGCCUGCUGCCACCUCUGCCCCUGCUGGGACGGGCAGCUCCGUCUCAUCGGCGCCCCCUCUGGUGGACAGUCACAUCAGCUGCAAGGAGGAACUGCUGGUGCUGAGCCGCACCAGCCCGGCCAAGCCCUACAUGAUGACCGUGUCCAGUUAAAAGGGUUUCUGCGCCGCGGCCGUUAUCUCAGAUGACAUGAAAUGAGGAAUGGAGGAAAAAAAAUCUCGAAAAAAAAAAUCUGGCAAAAAAGUAAAAAAAAAAAGAGCAGACGAUGUGGCCUAGUGUUCAGAUGAUGGAAACUGCGUAGGUAUAAAUUUCAUUUGUUUGGUUGUCUGUUCGGUGUUUGUGUUGGAUCAACCAGAGGCUCAGACCCUGGGGCAGCUAUGAAGAACCAAGACAGCUCCCCCUCCUGGAGAGACUGGCCUGUACUCCUGCGACCAGCUCGGGGGCUUUUUACUCUCGUCCAUCUUUAUUGACUGCACUUUUGCUAACGUUAUUAUUUUUUCAUCUCGCCGUCAGCAGUACGUGCGUGAAUUUGGUCUGUCUGAAACCCAGGCAUGGCAACGACAUGGCACUAAGAGCUGCCUGCCGUCGCCCCACUCCCACGUUUUUCAGUACUAAAAUGUUUAUUUUAUUAUCUUUUUUUAAAGCUCACGCCUUUCUCACGGCUCGGCGGCCAGUGCGCUGCCGUCGGCCACGUUUGACCUCUCGUCCUGGGCUUCGGCUGGACCCGUCUGAAGUUUCAGAAAGCCCUUGUUCUCGAUACUGAUUCUCUGGAAUGCCCAUGUCACUCUGUCUGCCGUGGCUAUUGUCAUCCACACCGCGAUGAAAAUGUUCUCGCGCAUGUACCUGCCGAGAGGGAGAGGAGAUACUCCUGUCCCCCCUCGGGUGAGUGUCACUUAAAAAGAAAACCGAUCUAACUUAACUAGGCCCUUAUGUCACAUCGAAAGAAAGAUGUAGCGUGGCUGUCCAGGUGUUUUAGACAGCCUAGAAAAAUGACGAAUGCACUUUGACAUUUAGAUUGCGUGGGGUGUUCAUUUUAAAAUGGCCACAUUCCAACUUUUUGAAUGUCCCAACUCUUUAUCAGAUCAUCAACCCGUAUGUUUCAUAUCUGAUUUUUUUUAAAUUUGUUUUUAUAUAUUUUCUUUGUGAAAUAUGUUUCUGCUUGAUCUCCAUCUAACUGUAGUGCAUAAUGCUUUAUCACCAGAAAACAAAAUUUUAGACCGCAGGCCAGUAUCUCAAAAUCACUGUAGAACCGAAGUGAUCUUAGGUUGUAAGAGGCCUUGUUCUAACUUUUUAAGAUGAUUUAACUCUACAGUCUCUUUUGGAGUCUGGGCCCGGGGGUGUUAAGCAGUGUGGUUUUAACUUUUUAGACAAUUUAGACACACACAGAGACCAAGCUGUGUGAGAGUAGCUCUUUGCUUGUAUGACUCUUUUUCUCUGCGGUGAAAUGAGAAGCGUGUGGAUGGAGAUCCAGCAUGCACUGGUCGCUGGGAGUGUGGGGUAGAGGCGUGGCCCACCGUGUGAGCCUGCUGAGGCACAGAGAUCCAUCCUCUGUUCGGUUUUCCUCCCAGUGGGGGCGUGGCAGGGCCAGGCUAGAGACGGGAGGAGGGGGCUGCCCUUCCUCUCUUUUACUCGCAGCACACUUAAGUCCAGGGCUCGGACUGCAGCUCCGUACGGGCUCGCCACCGGGCAUUUGGCCCCGGCGCUCGCCGACAGCGGACAGGCAGGGCCGGUGCUGGACGCAGUCAGACAAAGAACGGGGCCCCUCCCCUUUCCCCGCCCACCCUCCCCACCCCCUUCAGAGAGCUGCUUGGGGCGCACGGUGACACAUAUCAUAUCUCUCCCCGGACUGGGUGGAGGAGGGGGUCAGACACCAGACCAGGGCAGCUACAAUACCUCCCCCAAGCCGACCCCCCCCCCCACCUCCGGUUCUACCCCCCCACACGCUUGGACCAGCCAGGAGGAGAGGUCUGCCAGCACGCACACCUGAGUGCGUUCCUCACCCACUGAGCCUUACUGAGAGGGAGAGAGAAGGAGACCACAGUUAGUUACCUCCUAGCCUCUGGUCACAGCGCUGCUGAUGGAUUCAGGUUGAAUCUGUUUACAUGAGAUCAGACAUGUACUGGUAUGAGUGGACUUGAGCAAGACAAGGUUGGACCGCAGGAAGACAGCCGCACGCAUGUGUAAGUGAGUGUGUGUGUGUGUGUGUGUGUGUGUGUGUGUGUGUGCGCGCGAGUGUGUGUGUGUGUGCGCGCGAGUGUGUGUGUAUGCAUUUUAGAAAACUAUGGCCUGGGCUGUUAAGCUACUGAGGCAGGGUGACAAUGAUGAGUCCUGUAUUUGUUCUAAUACCUUAGACCCUAGAAUAUCAUGGGUAAUGAAGCCAGGGUGCUGAUGCACUGCCCUCCUCUCUCUCUCUCUCUCUCUCUCUCUUUCUCUCUCUCUUGUGUGCACGCAAGUUUUGUCAGCUCUCUGCUGGUGCUCCCCCGUUGCUUGUGGCAGAGGCUCUUCGUUCUGCCUUGGUGGAUAGCGGCACGCAGGCAUAAUUGCUAAUUCUCAUUGUGAACAAGGGCCGAUGCAAUUCUCCACGGCAUGUUGACGAAGCCUCAGAUGCUAUUUUUGGGCCUGCAUAAAGACAGGAGGCUUCGGACAUAGCACACUGUCCCACUUUUCAAAAGGCAUUGCAAAAGCUUGGACAGGCAGCAUUCCCCUGAUUCUCCAGAGGGUUUUUUUUUUUAUUAAGAGCAUUUUACUCCAAACUGGUGAUCUUAACCAAAUUCGAAUGGACAAUUCAGUUGUUUUUAGACCUACGAUGUAAAGUUACCACCCCCUUGGAUCCCGAGCCUCGUUUAAGUUAUUCUAGCCUUGCCGCAAAUAGGCUUCAGUAAUAUCAGUAAAGUGUUCUGGAAAGUUGGUGGAAAGAGCACUUAAAAUGCACUAAUUUGUUAACAUUGAAGUUAUAUGACAUUGAGAUGUGAAAAGUCUCUACAGGAAUGUACUGCCAAACUCAGGCCUCCGACAUUCAUUUAAAACCCUUGUGGAGAAGUGCAUGUUAAGAUGUGAAAAAUGGAAGGGAAUUAUUUAGUUCACUGUUGUUUUUUUUUUGUCUUUUUCAGCGAUUAUUAGAAUUAUUGUCACUUUCACAUUUGGGGUGUUUUGGAUAUUUGUAGAAUGUAUUGUUAAUUGUACAACAUAUGGUAGAAUACAUACAUAACAUUACACAUGGAAAGUGCCAAUAAUUAAUUUUUUGAGGUGUCUAAGUGUGUUCCUUUUUGUAUUUCAUAUUUUAACACAGAUUUCUCUUUCAUAAGUGAAGCCAUUUGUGUCAGGAGUGUUGGCGAGGACCAAAGUUGUUUUGGUAAAAAAAAAUAUAAGUUUCCAUGCUCUGUGCCGAUAGACUUAUCCUUUGUUGUUGUUUUUUUUCUUUUUUACUUAUAAAACAAAAAAAAUCUGAGCAGCCCAAGAUGAAAAGUUCUCUGUAUUGUGAUCUCCUGGCAGUACAUGUUUUAUUGUGUUUUUUUUUCUUUUCCUUGGGUAUGUUGUAAUGAACUGCUGUAAAUUUGUACAGUUCAUGUAAAUUGAUCGUGGGGAAGUUGUACAGAUUUCUAUAUUUUGAAAGAAAUUUUUUUUUCUCUGUAAUAAAAGAUUUCCUAUCUUGGCAAUGUU